Molecule: messenger RNA, 864 nt
Organism: Coprinopsis cinerea okayama7#130
Lineage: Eukaryota; Fungi; Basidiomycota; Agaricomycetes; Agaricales; Psathyrellaceae
Product: calcineurin-binding protein
Exons: 4
Coding region: 1-711 (236 amino acids)
Biological process (GO): calcium-mediated signaling
Cellular component (GO): cytoplasm; nucleus
Molecular function (GO): nucleic acid binding; calcium-dependent protein serine/threonine phosphatase regulator activity
Source: RefSeq, a predicted model, not a curated record
AUGACCGUGCAGUUGUCGCUGAGACAGUCUCCGCCCAGCACACCGCCUUCAGAGUCGACCAACACAGUCGCUAUCACCUCUCUUCCGAGGUCGUUUUUCGAUUCCCUGAUUUUGGACCUCCUCUACACUCAUUUUUCGCAUUAUGGCGAGAUAAACCAAUGGGUCCCUCUACCGGGAUUUGGUAGAAUUAUCGUCGUCUACGAGCAUGACCAGGCUGCUGAAGCGGCCAAGCUUCACUGCGACACUAUCGUGCUGCAGGCUACCUCUGAGCAUCCAGAAGUCAUUCUGCGGGUUUUCCGCGCAGAUCGUAAUCCAUUAAAGCCCCGCGACCACUGUGGUCACCAACCACAGAUGCACUACCUCCAACCCCCAGCAGUCGAGAAGAACUUCCUCAUCUCGCCACCCGGAUCCCCUCCAGUCGGCUGGGAGCAGAUUCGCGAGGAUCCGCCGAAUGCUACACCGCUCGCUGCAGACCUUAUCUCGGCUCUCAAUAAGCUUAAACUCCAGGAGGAGGAGCAGGAGAGGAAGGGUCAGUCGAUGUUGAUCCACCCGUCUGAAGCGGGUGUGGGUGUGUUUGUGGAGGAUUGCGAUGCCUCUGCUGGCGUGGAGGUGUCGGAUGAGGACUGGGUGUAUGGCCAGACGAUGCCUACGAGGGAGAGGUGGCGCCCUAUUCCUACAGCUAUGCCGCCCAUGGCGUCGAUCUCGGCUUGAUAUCGAGAUCGCCGCCGAUUGUACUAUAUGAAUCAUCUAAUCUUGCUAUCUUUAUUCAUUUGCUUUCCGACAUGUACCAUUUACUGUAGUAUGUAACAUUAGAUUCACGGACAUUUGCAUUACCCUCCACCUGUACACCACGCUGCAUGAUCA